CAAGCUGUUCUGAUGUGUUCAUUCAACAUUGAGAAGAGGACAGAGAGUCUCUACUCCGUACGAAGCUGAAAUAUAAGCCAAUGCAACACUACCAAGACCGAGUAUCAUUAGAGAGAGAUCGCAAUCUGCAAUUCGCGUAAGGUGUUCGUUAAAGAAUGCCUGAGACAGUCACAAAGUAACUCCUGAAAGCGAAAAAAAAAUAUUAGUGGUCAUAAGAAGUGACAAUGAUAAAUUAAGAUCAGCAAAGCGAGAGAGCCGUAUACGUGCGAGAGCAGUGAGUGCGAGAGCCUGUUGGUGAAAUAAUUAAACUGCAGUCGAUAAAAAAACGACAUUUUAUUUGCAGGGAAAAAUGACGUUAUCAUUGGGUAAAAGAGCCCAACGAAGUUUUGCUCGCAAAGUGUGGUUUGUACAUUAGUUUUCUUUUGAGAAAAGGUUCACAAGAUUUGCGCAGCGGCGAGAGCGACUUGUAUACUGAGGAGUAUGUACCUUUACCUAGAGUCGAUAAGAAACGUACAUUAGGUCGUUGAACACUUCAGAAGCUUUAGUUUACUCCGUUGUAAAAUCAAAGAGCACCUAGACCCGUACAGCGUGGCGGCCCUAUUAUUGACAUGUUCAGUGCCGAAUCAAGUACUGUAACGUCCCGUAGUGUUUAAGAAAAAUGUCAUUUGUAUACUUUAAUCCUAUGCUGUGCAGAAUGAGGUUAGAAAAUCAGGCGCAUUAUCGUAAUAAGAAAUAUGCAUAAGCAGCGAUCGACGUUUAUAAAGAAAGAGUAAAUCAAAUAUCAUAUGAGAGGUCAAUUCGAAGGCGAACAAUAGGUAAAAACAGGACUUGUAAUUGAGUUGACACUUCGUCUUGUCUGAAAUUUGUCUGAACAAACUCGCUGUCAUGUGUUAAGAAAUAUAACGAAAACGAGUAGUUCCAAAAACACAAUCCAAGAUGGACAACUUUAGCGCGGACACCUUCGCCAACAAGAAGACGGCGUUGAAGAAAGUCGCUCCAGCAAAAGUUAUGGCCAUUUGAUAUCCUAGCUCAUGGAAAGGGCUCAGAGUCUAUACUAGUAACUGAGUAUGUUUGACCCCAGCCCACAGUUCUUGAGGCUUCAAAUCAGAGAGUUUAUACUAAUGAUGGAGGAGCUAGAUGAAUCCUAGUACAUGUUCAUCGAGAAGGACUGUCCUACAUAGCACGUCACAUAGCAUUUCGCGUCGAAGUAAAAGAAUAUUUUUAAUUUUCACACCUCAGAUGCACACUGAUACCUGUCUAUAUUCACACCCGUCUAUUUGGGUAUCUUAUCAUGUCUUCUAAGAACAAGAAAAAAGGAGCUGAUGAUGAUGGUCUGGAAUCAAUGAGGGGUCUGUGGAAGCAGUGCAACGGCGAUCUUAGGGAAAUCGCGAAACGGACGUGCUCAGAUGAGAGUAAAAAUAUUUUUUGAUUUAUAUUUCCGUAGAUGGGAAAUUGUGAUCCUCUUCAUGGUGUUCACUAUUGCACCAUUACACUUUGAAAUGACUUUCAGCUUGCUCUGGAUGAUGAGAUAAACACAGCCGGUCUGUCUUCCUACAUGAAUUCAAGAUAAGAUCGCCAACUGCUCAAUGAACAAAUUUUGAUCUUCACCAGUAACUGGUGACGUAGAAACCGACUUAUGAACUCUUUACUGGACAUCGUCCAGCAUACCUCAACUUCUCCUCAUCACACAUGGUCCCGCUCCCGCCGUCCCAUCGUCGUUCUUCAGCAACCACCUGCCCCACACCCUCUUCUCAGGGUUGCUAAAGAAGAAUCCCCCGAAAGAUGAGGAAGAUUUUGCCCAUAAGAUGCUUGCUGGCGCCUAUGCUCCCAAUGAUGGUGUGCACGGAUGA
Amoebophrya sp. A25 is the source of this 1850-nucleotide messenger RNA. Lineage: Eukaryota; Dinophyceae; Syndiniales; Amoebophryaceae. The record is from the annotation of a GenBank genome assembly.